Messenger RNA from Prorocentrum cordatum, 819 nucleotides. The record is from the annotation of a GenBank genome assembly. NCBI's taxonomy places the organism in Eukaryota, Dinophyceae, Prorocentrales, Prorocentraceae.
AUGGGCCGCAACAAGAAGCCCUUGAGCGCGCUGGCGGAGGCACCCGGUAACACCGGCAACGGGAAACUUCAGCGCGUGCACGACGCGCUGUUGCAGUCGGACGCGACGACGCCUCUGAAUGAGCCCCGUCGGUUCGGCAUGGCCCUCACUGCUGUGUACCGGUGCGCCCUGUCGGACUUGGCGAGCGAACAGGCUUUCGAGUACGGGGAAAAUCUCUUCAUGGCCGGAGAGUUGUUAGCUACGUACGUGACUCUACGGGACGGUCUCGAAGAGAGCCCGCGGGUGACGAAGAUAGCCGACUCGCCCAACAAUAACCUCUCAGAGAACAAGACAAUGAGGGACAUCGUGAAGCGCUUGCGGCUACACGCCGCCAAGAAAACUAGCGGCGCCGACCCUUUCUUUGAUCGCCUGAAGAAGUUCGUGCAGCCAACGAAGGACAAGCUGGGCAAGACCUGCUUGUUCGGAGUCGAGGGCGACGACGACGUGCCGGUGGUGCGCGAGCUCCUGGUGAAAUUGCUUUUGGUGCUCGCAGUGAGGUCGGAAAGCCUUUUGGCUCUGUUUGAGGGGUCAGAUUUUUCCGUCGCGAAGCCAGACUGCUUGCCGCGCCUGUACCAAUGCUGUUUGGACAAUGGGUCUCCCUUCCCUGGGCUCCGCAAGCACCGGGGGAGGAACGUCCACACGACGGAGCAGAAGGUAUGGGGGAUGGGCCGCCUGGCGGAUGCCAUCCUGUUCCCGUUCUGGGCCAACCCGACAUGCUUCGACAGCCUGCUGGAGAGCGCGGAAAAUUUGCAUUUCUGCAAGCUCUUCCGCUCCGGCCUG